CGCGAUACGCUUGAGUCUUCUCCCUUAGACGCUCCAACAGGCUGUUAUAUAGGAUGCGACGUUCAUGGAAAACUUUGGCAUUUGCUGCUCAUCGGUCAAAGUAUGUCGGCAGAUGACUUCGCGGCCGAUGCGAAGGCGUCCGAGAAGGACGUAGAGGGUGUCAUCACGCCCGUGGCACAGCAGUCCAGUAGUAAAAACAGUGGUUUCACGACGACCCGCGUGGAACUGUGGGCGUUCUACGUGUACUACAUCGGAAAUAACGGCUUGUCUGGCUUCAACUUCGGACCUUCGCAGUUCCAAAACUUGCUCUAUUUGGCAGGCUAUGACCCGAGCUAUCCCCCGUUUACGGUGCCUUGCGGCUCGGACUCUGGCUGCGUGCUUCCGUAUCUCGGAGAAGUGCGAGACGUAAAUGCCAUCGUGCUUUUGACCAACGGAAUAAGUUUUGCGUUACAAGCUGUCGUUCUGUUGACCAUCGGUGCGUGGGCUGACUACGGCCAGUGGAGACCGAACAUCACGAUAUUCUUCACUCUGCUUGCCGUCGGUGUUUCCUUCGCUUGGCUGGGCGUCGAGGACGCGUCCCAAUGGAAAGCCGGGGUCGCAUUAUAUAUCCUUGGACUCAUCGCAUACCAGUGCGCACUCACUUUCUGGACCGCCGCGUUCCCCGGGUUGGCAAGCGAUCUUCCUGAGGUCAAGGCAUCUGCCGCAGAAGCAUCAGACGGCACGAAGUCCUCGGAGGACCACGCCAACUUUGAAUCCCUCGAGCGCAAUCGCAUCUCCAACGUCUCAUUCGCGGUAUGCUCCGUCGGCGAGAUCCUCAUUCUCGCCGUGAUGGUCGGGAUACUGAAAGGCCUCCACUCCGACGCGAGCACGGAGAACAACACGAAGUCAUUCAGCGUGCUCAUCGCAUUCGCCGGAGGAGUCUGGCGUACGUCCCUCGACCUAGACGUGUAUACACACGAUGCUGAGUUCAAGUUGUCUCUGACGCAUGCAGUGCUCUGUGCACUUCCGUGGUUCUUCCUCGAAAAGCGCCGUCCGGGACUAGCGCUACCGCCAGGCGCGACUCUCCUGACCGUAGGGUUCAAGCAGACAUACGUAGCCUUUAGCGAAUGCUGGAAGCUGAAGCAGACGUUCCUCUAUUUGAUCUUCUACUUCCUCAUGGGUGAUGUCCUGAACACGACUGUUACCGUGAUUGGGACGCUGCAGAACAGCGUGGUAUCGUACUCAACGCUGCAACUGACAUAUCUCCUCAUCGUGGGGAUUGUGACGCAAGCCCUUGGGAUCUACCUCUUCUGGGUAGUGCAGAAGCGCUUCAAUAUAUCCACAAAAGCGAUGCUUUGUUUCAACGUGUUUUGGAUCAUCAUCCUCACCGUGUGGGGUCUCAUCGGCAUACACACCGACAAGUUUGGCUUCAAGCACGUAUGGGAGAUUUGGCUCUACCAGGCGUACUACGGUCUGAUGGUAUGCCCGUGGUAUGCAUACAGUCAAACGAUGAUAAGCGAGGUAUCCCCUCUGCCGCAAAUGUUUCUAUUCUUUGCACUCUUCUCGGUGAUUGGGAAGACGUCUGCGUUCAUAGGCCCCUUCGUGUCGUCGGCGAUCAUUACUGCUUCGGGGAACAACGACAACUACCCAUUCGUGUUCCUCUUCAUCCUCGGUACACUGAGCACGGUGUUCCUGUACUUCGUCGACGUAGGAAAGAGUCGUAUAGAGUGUGAAGCGUUCAUAGCAGCUGAGGCCAAACGGGAGGCAUUCGCCAUGGGUGAUACCGGCGAGUCGUGAUAGUUGCCUAGCCUAUCGCAUGAAGUGUAGCGCAUGUCGGGCGAUAUGUAUGAACUAGAUUUUCCUACCACAUUCGCAUGCUGAGCCUCGUGGCAGGAAGAGGACUGAGCGAGCAGAUGGAGGAC
This is a messenger RNA of Rhodofomes roseus, 1901 nucleotides long. Its product is annotated as MFS general substrate transporter. The transcript has 17 exons. The coding region runs from base 103 to 1776 and encodes 557 amino acids. NCBI's taxonomy places the organism in Eukaryota, Fungi, Basidiomycota, Agaricomycetes, Polyporales, Fomitopsidaceae. The record is from RefSeq and is a predicted model, not a curated record.